This is a messenger RNA of Sinocyclocheilus grahami, 1335 nucleotides long. RefSeq names its product dnaJ homolog subfamily B member 2-like. The record is from RefSeq and is a predicted model, not a curated record. Lineage: Eukaryota; Metazoa; Chordata; Actinopteri; Cypriniformes; Cyprinidae. Bases 1 to 1065 code for a protein of 354 amino acids. Gene Ontology annotation, molecular function: Hsp70 protein binding. The transcript has 12 exons.
AUGCUGAGAGCUACACCACUGGUUCUUCACAGCUACUGUAAGGUCACCCAGAGUGGACAGGUCUCAGCUGAGAUGCCAGACGAAGACAAACCAUCUGAUUCUGGACAGCAGCAGAUUGACCUGAUGUUCCUGGCAGAAGAUCACAGUCUUGUGUUUACGGUAAAUGCGAAUGACAGCUUGGUUGCUGAAAUGUACCCACAACAGGAUCAGCUUUACAGGAAACAGGCUCUACGGUGGCACCCUGACAAAAACCCAGACAACAAGGAAGAGGCGGAGACCAAAUUUAAGGAGAUAGCAGAGGCCUAUGAAGUUCUUUCAGACAGAAGCAAACGAGAUGCUUACGACAGAUACGGUAGAUCAGACAUGCCAAGCUCAGGCUCUGGUGGUUCGUCAUUUCCUGAUGACUUCCCAGGAUUCACCUUCACAUUCCGCAGCCCAGAUGAGGUGUUUCGAGAGUUCUUCGGAGGGCAGGACCCGUUCGCAGACUUCUUUGAUGAUUUCCCAUUUGGUGGAAUGCACAGUGGGUUUCACAGCUCCUCCUCCAGGCUUGGGCCCAGUCGCUUCUUCUCCUUCCCCUCAGCUAAUGCUGAUUUCACCUCCUUCUCUUCUUCAAUGGGUGGUAUGGGCAGCAUGGGAGGAGCAAACUUCAAGUCUGUUUCUACUUCCACCCGCAUUGUCAAUGGAAAACGUAUUACCACAAAAAAGGUCAGAGAAAAUGGCCAGGAGAGAACAGAGGUUGAGGAGGAUGGGGUUUUGAAAACUGUCCUCAUCAAUGGUGUGGAGGAUGAGAUGGCCUUAGCUCUGGAACUGAGUCGUAGAGAGCAGUCCAGUCAGCCUCCCAGACAAUCCCAACAUCCACUGCUCCACCCCUCCAACAACAGCUCUCCAAACCCCGCUUUACGCUCCUACAGCGCCGCCCCGUUCUGCCACUGCCCCGAUGCCAAGGAAGAUGAGGAGGAUGAAGACCUGCAGAUGGCGCUGGCCUACAGCUUGUCGGAGAUGGAGGCCCAGCAGCGGGCAGAGGACGUGAUCUCAGAGUCCGACUUCCAGGCCUUCACAGGCUGACCUGUGGCUGUGACCCCCUCUUACCCCCCCCGAGGUGAAGCGUUCCCCGGUGCUCUGCUCUCUCUUUCUGCUUCUUUGUCUCUCUCUGCCUGGCACACCUGCUGCUCAGAGCCUUUUCAAAGUUUUAUUUGAAGAAAAAAAAUAAAAAAUCCUGGGCAACACUACACAAAGGUCAAAAAUGUAUGUGCUAAGUGUGUUCGUGUAUGAAUGUGUUCUGAGUCUUGGAAAGGCAAUACUGGAUUACUUUUUAUAUAUUAAUUAAAUGUAUGG